Messenger RNA from Balaenoptera musculus (blue whale), 2396 nucleotides. It is a transcript of the gene PRPH2, whose product is annotated as peripherin 2. Lineage: Eukaryota; Metazoa; Chordata; Mammalia; Artiodactyla; Balaenopteridae. Gene Ontology annotation, cellular component: membrane. The transcript is spliced from 3 exons. Bases 1 to 1041 code for a protein of 346 amino acids. Gene Ontology annotation, biological process: visual perception. The record is from RefSeq and is a predicted model, not a curated record.
AUGGCAUUGCUGAAAGUCAGAUUUGACCAGAAGAAGCGGGUGAAGUUGGCCCAAGGGCUCUGGCUCAUGAACUGGCUCUCCGUGUUGGCUGGUAUCAUCAUCUUCGGCUUAGGGCUGUUCCUAAAGAUUGAACUCAAGAAGCGGAGCGAUAUGAUGGACAAUUCCGAGAGCCAUUUUGUGCCCAAUUCCUUGAUAGGGAUGGGGGUGCUGUCUUGUGUCUUCAAUUCUCUGGCGGGCAAGAUCUGCUAUGACGCCUUGGACCCUGCCAAGUAUGCCAAGUGGAAGCCCUGGCUGAAGCCAUACCUGGCCGUGUGUGUCCUCUUCAACAUUGUCCUCUUCCUGGUGGCUCUCUGCUGCUUCCUCCUGCGGGGCUCCCUGGAGAGCACGCUGGCCCACGGGCUCAAGAAUGGCAUGAAGUUCUACCGGGACACAGACACCCCAGGCCGGUGUUUCAUGAAGAAGACCAUCGACAUGCUGCAAAUUGAGUUCAAGUGCUGUGGCAACAACGGCUUUCGGGACUGGUUUGAGAUUCAGUGGAUCAGCAACCGCUAUCUGGACUUUUCCUCCAAAGAAGUCAAAGAUCGUAUCAAGAGCAACGUGGAUGGGCGGUACCUGGUGGAUGGAGUCCCCUUCAGCUGCUGCAACCCCAGCUCGCCACGGCCCUGUAUCCAGUACCAGCUCACCAACAACUCUGCACACUACAGCUAUGACCACCAGACGGAGGAGCUCAACCUGUGGGUGCGCGGCUGCAGGGUCGCCCUGCUGAGCUACUACAGCAACCUCAUGAAUUCCGUGGGUGCUGUGACGCUCCUUGUCUGGCUUUUUGAGGUGACCAUCACCGUCGGGCUGCGCUACUUGCACACGGCGCUGGAAGGCGUGGCCAACCCCGAAGACCCUGAGUGCGAGAGUGAGGGCUGGCUUCUGGAGAAGAGCAUUCCAGAGACCUGGAAGGCCUUUCUGGAGAGCGUGAAGAAGCUGGGCAAGGGUAACCAGGUGGAAGCCGAGGGUGUGGAUGCAGGCCAGGCCCCAGAGGCUGGCUGACGGUCGCGGGACCCCCUCCCCUCUGAACACUGAAAAGUAGUGGACUCCAGGAAACGCGGAUACCCCCCUUGAUCCAAUCUGAAUCUCCCAAGGAGGGCGGCUGUCUCACAGGGACUCUUCUGGAUGGUGGGAUUUAAAAUUCAGGGUCCCUAAAAAUUUUCGUUGAAUGACUGUCUCAAAAUGUGAGUGAAUGAGUCCCACUCAGGCCCACUGCCCUAGGUCGCACCCUCACAGUGGACUCAGCGGGGCCUCUCAGUGGAUGACUCUUCAUGGCACAGGAAUUCAGUUCCCCCCUGAGGCUACUGGCUACACCUGAGGGCUGCUCCCUUUUUAUGAGUUGGCUGUUACGAUCAGCUCCAAGUUGCUUCAUUCUAUAUCCAAAGUGUCACUUGAUGCAUAAGCUUAAGAGUCUGAAAAAUGUACUGGCCAUGCUGUCAUGUUUUUCAAAUGCGAAGAUUGACACAUCAGCCAUUUUAUUUAAUUACAGAAGGUGAGGGACAGUUACACUUUUCUAAGAGUAAUGGUCUCUCCAGAGCACUGAGGGCUCAAAAGAGGAAUUCUCAAUCAUGAGGCAAGAGAACUUAAAGAGAGGCGAUUAUGUCCCUCAGCAAAAACACAGCUUUUGUGUCACCUUCACAAGCCCUCAGUCACUUAGCCAGGAGUGAGCCGCGGGCUGAGGGAGUCGGGUUGUAGGCAUGUUCUGGCUAAACUGCCGGGUGACCUCCUUUGGCUCAUCUGUGGAAGCACUGGGUUAGACGGCUGCCCUUCUGUGGAAGAGGAGCAACAAUCAGACAAGAGUCCACCCUUUGGAGACCAGGCCUCACCUCCUGGGACGCCCACACAGGUGCCGUGACGGGCCCCACGGACAACACUGUCUACAGUGCAGGACAGAGUCCUCUGUGAGCUUCGUCCUGCUUCUUGCCCCAGAUACCCAUCCUGCAAAACGAUAUUUCCCGAAUGCCUCCGCAUUAAAGAAGAUUCUUUGAGACAGAUCAUCUUCCCAUGCUAGCAACUGCGAAAGAAGUUUUUACUUCCUUCUGGAAAAAGAGAGAAAGGAAGCCUUCAGGGGAAGGAGGGAAUGAUUUCACUGCUGUCAUGAGUUUUCAGUGUGGACAAAAUAAGACUUCUGGUGCUGCCUGGGGUAUGUUCUGGGGCUCUAAUUCUCCCAGGCUUAAGGCCAGAUCAGAGAUGUUUGGACAUUCUGUCAGAUUGUGGUCCCAGGUUUAAUUCAAUUCGACUUCUGAGUGUGGAGACCAAGGAAUGACCCACAUGGACAACACUGAGGGACUCAGCCCCUCUGAUGAGGGUCCCGGAGCUCUCCCCUCCCAGGAGCGCUGAGAACCAUCAAGAAAAUG